Molecule: messenger RNA, 2158 nt
Organism: Centrocercus urophasianus (Greater sage-grouse)
Lineage: Eukaryota; Metazoa; Chordata; Aves; Galliformes; Phasianidae
Gene: ATL2
Product: atlastin GTPase 2
Exons: 14
Coding region: 30-1763 (577 amino acids)
Biological process (GO): endoplasmic reticulum organization; protein homooligomerization
Molecular function (GO): GTPase activity; GTP binding
Source: RefSeq, a predicted model, not a curated record
ACGGCGAGUUAAUUUUAAACCCGGACAAGAUGGCGGAAAGGGACGCGGCGCGGCGCGCGGGGUCGACCCGCCAACGGCCCGAGCCGGCAGGUAAGCAUUAUGAGGAGGAAGAAGAGGAGGAUGCCCUACCUGACUCGGAUGUCAUGCCAGAUUCAGAUGACGAGGUGGAUUUGGAUAAGCCACGCCCCAUACAGAUUGUUCUCGCUCAUGAAGAUGACCAUAACUUUGAGUUAGAUGAAGAAGCAUUGGAAAAAAUCUUGCUUCAGGAACACAUCAAAGAUCUUAACAUAGUAGUUGUGUCUGUAGCAGGAGCUUUCCGCAAAGGAAAAUCUUUUCUGCUGGACUUCAUGCUUAGAUACAUGUAUAACAGGACUUCUCCUUGCUGGAUAGGUGGAAACACUGAGCCUUUGACUGGGUUUACAUGGAGAGGUGGAUGUGAACGGGAAACCACUGGCAUCCAGAUCUGGAGUGAAGUGUUUGUAAUUGAUAAACCCAAUGGAACAAAGGUUGCUGUACUACUCAUGGAUACCCAAGGUGCCUUUGAUAGCCAAUCCACUAUCAAAGACUGUGCAACGGUUUUUGCCCUGAGCACCAUGACAAGUUCUGUCCAGGUAUACAACUUGUCCCAGAAUAUUCAGGAAGAUGACCUUCAACAUUUGCAGUUGUUUACAGAAUAUGGAAGACUAGCAAUGGAAGAAAUUUACCAAAAGCCGUUUCAAACACUAAUGUUCUUAAUUAGAGAUUGGAGUUACCCUUAUGAGCAUGCAUAUGGCUUGGAAGGAGGAAAAAAGUUCCUGGAGAAAAGAUUGCAGGUGAAGCAAAACCAACAUGAAGAGCUGCAGAAUGUAAGGAAGCAUAUUCACUCCUGUUUCAGUAACCUUGGCUGUUUCCUGUUGCCCCACCCUGGUCUUAAAGUUGCAACAAAUCCAAAUUUUGAUGGGAGAUUAAAUGAUAUAGAUGAGGAUUUUAAGAAAGAGCUGCGGAAUUUGGUACCAUUACUGCUUGCCCCUGAGAACUUGGUAGAAAAAGAGAUUAGUGGAUCCAAGGUGACCUGUAGAGAUCUUGUAGAAUACUUCAAGGCUUACAUUAAAAUCUAUCAAGGAGAGGAGCUACCUCAUCCAAAGUCUAUGCUGCAGGCAACAGCUGAGGCAAAUAAUCUUGCUGCUGUGGCAGGAGCAAAAGACUUGUACAGUAAAGGCAUGGAGCAGAUUUGUGGAGGAGAUAAGCCUUACAUUGCCCCAUCGGAUCUUGAGCGGAAGCACCAGGAUUUCAAAGAGUCAGCUGUCAAGCAUUUCUGCUCUGUGAAGAAGAUGGGAGGGGAGGAGUUCUGUCGGCGCUACCAGGAUCAGCUUGAGGCAGAAAUCGACGAGAUCUAUGCAAACUUUGUGAAGCACAAUGAUGGCAAAAACAUAUUUUACGCUGCUCGUACCCCUGCCACUCUAUUUGCAGUCAUGUUUGCCAUGUAUAUAAUCUCAGGACUGACUGGGUUCCUUGGUAUGAACUCCAUAGCUACCCUGUGUAAUCUUGUGCUGGGGAUGGCUCUUAUAUCCUUUUGUACGUGGGCAUACGUUAAGUACUCUGGGGAAUUCAGAGAAGUUGGAACAGCCAUUGAUCAGAUCGCUGAAGCUAUAUGGGAACAGAGGAAUCCCAGGAAGGUGUUUUUCAAACUCUUUGAAGUCCUUAGAUGCCGAACAAUUCGCCGUGCUCUUACAUCAGUGCCGCGACAGCGACUCCCAUCCAACAAUAACAAGAAGAAAAACUAGCCAGUGUUUUUAACUUUCUUUCUGUAUCUGAAGUGUUCACAACUUACACAUAUAGGACAAUAAGCUGGACCGUCUGGGCCGGUCUGCAUAAAUGCUGUAACCAUACCAGACUGAUGCUGCAUAUAGGGUAUGGAAUUGCACAUCCACCUUCUAGGAACUGUAAAGUGGUUUGAAUUCAGAGAAAUACUGCUGUGUAGGAGGGAUAUCACUUGUGUUCAUAGCAUGUGACUGAUUUAACCUCAUUAGUGUAGCAGCGAAACUCAUCUAUUUCAGUUCAUGCCAGUUUGUGUCAGGCUUCAGCAUUCCACAUUUUUCCAUUAUUUCAAGUCUCAUCUUUUUGUAUGUUUUUUUUAUAUUUUAUUUUCUUUGGUUACCUCAUUUUUUUGUUUCUGCAC